GGGGCGGUCCUAGAUCUCCGGGACCACCUGACGCCCACCCGCUCCCGCCCCGGGACCGGAGACAUAAAUGCCGACUGUGCCUAGAGGUUGCCAGCUGCCAAGUUUUCUGUGCUUGCUGCCUCUGCGGUCCAGAAAGCCCGGGCACUCUCUGGCGCUGAGACUUUUGAUCAGCGCCUUCCAACCUCCUCCCGAGCUCUUCCCGGCUGGGCCUGUGGCUUCGAAGUUUUUUGUUUUGUUUUGUUUUGUUUUUCAUCUUUUCACAACCCACAAAAAACCCACUAGCUGCUGAGGCUCCAACGAGAUCAAGAUGUGGACCGUGCCAGUGUUGUUCUGGGUUUUGGGGAGCGUUUGGUUCUGGGACUCUGCGCAGGGAGGGACCAUAGGCGUGAAUGAAGAUGAUAUUGUGACCCCAGGUACAGGAGAUGGCAUGGUGCCCCCAGGUAUAGAAGACAAAAUAACAACCACAGGUGCUACUGGAGGGCUGAAUGAAUCUACUGGCAAGGCACCUCUGGUACCAACACAGAGAGAGAGUGGGACGAAGCCUCCCUUAGAGGAACUGUCCACCUCAGGAACCUCAGACCAUGAUCACAAAGAACACGAGAGUACAACCACUGUCAAAGUGGUAACUAGCCACUCUGUGGACAAGAAAACAAGUCACCCCAAUAGAGAUAAUGCAGGUGAUGAAACGCAGACAACAGAUAAGAAAGAUGGCUUGCCAGUAGUCACCCUGGUUGGAAUCAUAGUUGGCGUCUUGUUAGCCCUUGCCAUCGUCGGAGGGAUCUUCUUUGUGGUUAUGAGGAAGAUUUCUGGAAGGUUCUCGCCCUAAAGAGCUAAACAGAACAGGUUGUUCUCCCAACACAUCUGAAAAUAAGAGAGCUUCCAACUUGCCCUGUUCCCCAUCCUCUUCCUGUGGAGGAAGAUGACCCAUGGCAUGCCCACCCACCCCACUCACAGCCAUGGUGACCCCUCCACUUGGCCAGCAGUACCAAAGGAAAGAUACGGGACAAGCCACGGCCCCUUGAAGCAUCUGCCUUUGGAAAACAAAAUUUUUAAUAUAAAUGUUAUGACCGAUGAUUCAAAAGACAACAUGCUUAAAAAAUGGAGCAAAGCCGAGACAGUAUCGCCAGCUUUAGCAACUGUAACCAUGGGUUCACCCUGGCCAGUCUCUGUUACUGUUAAGAGGCAUAGAGUGUGGAAAUGUUACAUCACAGAGGCAUGGGUCCUUUUGCAGUUGCCAACUUAGAACUGCAGUUGAUACAUACACAUUCCAGCCCAGUCCGAAGCAUCCACUGUACCUUCAGUUCCGGGAAGACACUGCUUUUUUUUUUUUUUUUUUUUUUUUUUUACAAGUCUCCAAACCAUCUCUAAGCCUCCGAUGAGUUGAGGAGCCACGUCCUCAUCUCCCUAGGACUCAAGCCCUCUACUCAGAUCAGCUGCACCUUUCUGGAUAAUAGAGAUCUCAUCCUAGAUGCUGAGAACACUGUUGGAUGUCACAAGAGGCUAAAAGGCUCAGCCGCUGUAGAACCAAGAACAUUUCAGUAGAAGUGACUCCUGUGUUUGCUUUAGUAUAGGAAGUAAGACCGACCAGUUUCUAACACCUGCCUUCUGCUUCUUAGGACAGACAGGGAAAGCAAAAAUAAUUUUGUAUAAUCUUAACUGCUUUUAUGGGGUGGAUGUAAAGGUUUGUGGUUAAUAGAAGAUAUUUCCAGUCUUCGUGACACGGGGACUCAGUGUUGCUGGGACAGAGCUGUAGUGUCUUGGUCGUCUGUGUUGGCACGCAAUGCAGUGCAGACAUCUUUUCAAAUAAAACCUGAUUGUGUCCAAGAA
Mus caroli (Ryukyu mouse) is the source of this 1827-nucleotide messenger RNA. RefSeq names its product podoplanin (gene Pdpn). NCBI's taxonomy places the organism in Eukaryota, Metazoa, Chordata, Mammalia, Rodentia, Muridae. Gene Ontology annotation, cellular component: lamellipodium; apical plasma membrane; basolateral plasma membrane. Gene Ontology annotation, biological process: signal transduction; positive regulation of platelet aggregation; cell adhesion. The record is from RefSeq and is a predicted model, not a curated record.